Messenger RNA from Theobroma umbraticum, 1313 nucleotides. Its product is annotated as Metal-dependent protein hydrolase. Lineage: Eukaryota; Viridiplantae; Streptophyta; Magnoliopsida; Malvales; Malvaceae. Gene Ontology annotation, cellular component: nucleus; cytoplasm. The record is from RefSeq and is a predicted model, not a curated record.
GGGGAUGAAAAUUUGGGAGUUGAACACAUGUGGGCAAAACUAAGAGGAGGGUUUAACCAGAAGCUUUUCAACUUGCACAAAACCCUCUCGCGCCCUCUCAUGGCUACCUCCAACCUCAUUAGGGUUUCCUCCCCGGCUUACUCCACUGGCUCCCCAAACCACGCCCCACCUAGGCGCGUUGGUACCCAUAACGGUAGCUUUCACUGCGACGAGGCCCUUGGCUGCUUCAUGAUUCGUCUCACUGACAAGUUUUCCAACUCCGAGAUUGUCCGUACCCGAGACCCCAAGGAAUUGGAGGGGCUUGAUGCUGUGCUUGAUGUGGGAGGCGUGUAUGAUCCUAGUCAUGAUCGGUAUGAUCAUCACCAGAAAGGAUUUGAGGAGGUUUUCGGACAUGGAUUUAAUACAAAGCUCAGCAGUGCCGGACUUGUUUACAAGCAUUUUGGCAAGGAGAUAAUAGCUAAAGAGCUCCAGCUUGGUGAAGACCACCCAGAUGUGCAUAGAUUAUUUCUGGCCAUUUAUAAAAGCUUCAUGGAGGCAAUUGAUGCAAUUGACAAUGGAAUCAACCAGUUUGAUACAGACAAGCCACCAAGAUAUGUGAACAAUACGCAUUUAUCCUCUAGGGUUGGAAGAUUAAAUUUAGACUGGACAGAUCCUGAUCAAUCACCUGAGAAGGAGAAUGAGGCUUUCCAACGAGCAAUGGCACUAUCUGGCAGUGAGUUCUUAGAUAGUGUCCGUUUUCAUGCAAAAUCAUGGUUACCAGCAAGGUCAAUUGUGAUGGAGUGCAUUGCAGGGAGAUAUGAUAUAGAACCUAGUGGUGAAAUCAUGGUUUUGAGAAGGUUUUGCCCUUGGAAGCUUCACUUAUUUGAGCUUGAGGAGGAGAUGAAGGUUGAGCCUCCUAUUAAAUAUGUUCUUUAUGAGGAUGAGAGGGGCAACCAGUGGCGAGUUCAGGCAGUUGGCGUAUCGCCUGAUAGAUUUGAGAGCCGGAAGCCCCUCCCAGCUCAGUGGCGAGGUCUGAGGGAUGAUGAACUCUCAAGGGAGGCAGGAAUUCCUGGUUGUGUCUUUGUCCACAUGAGCGGGUUUAUUGGUGGAAAUAAAACUUAUGACGGUGCUCUAGCGAUGGCAAGAACUGCUCUGAAGAUAUAAUCUUGGGAGCUUGAUUUUAUUUCUGUAUCUUUCAUUCAAGAUGUGGUUCUCUUACAUCAUUCUAUAACAGGAUCUGGAUUAGUUACCAAGUAUUUUGUGGCUUAAUUUGUUCAGUGAUCUUUGAUUCAUGUUAUCACAUCAUUUAGUUGAUAUUUACAAACAAGUUAAAA